UGCGCUGUUAUUUUAACAAAAUUUUUUCCUCUAUUUUGUAAUUUGCCAUUUUUCACACUACAGCACGCCGCAGAAAUAGAGAAGAAGCAGAAUGAGUUGGAGAACAAGAAACUACUUGGGACUGUCGUGCAGUACGGCAGCGUGAUACAACUGCUGCACGUCAAGUCCAACAAGUACCUCACAGUUAAUAAAAGACUACCAGCGUUGCUAGAGAAAAAUGCAAUGCGUGUUCAUUUAGAUGCGAAUGGGAAUGAAGGAUCGUGGUUUUAUGUAAUGCCCUUUUAUAAAUUGCGAUCGACUGGGGACAAUGUGGUGGUUGGGGACAAGGUGAUAAUGAACCCCGUAAAUGCCGGUCAACAAGUCUUACACGUAUCGCAUAAUCAUGAGUUACCUGACAACGCUGGCUCUAUGGAAGUAAACGUAGUGAACUCGUCAACGUCAUGGAAGGUGACACUGUUCCUCGAGCACAAGGAGAAUCAGGAGGAGAUCCUGAAGGGCGGCGACGUGGUGAGGUUGUUCCACGCGGAGCAGGAGAAGUUCCUCACCAUGGACGAGUACAGGAAGCGGCACCACGUGUUCCUGAGGACCACCGGUCGGUCCAGCGCCACAGCCGCCACCAGCAGCAAGGCGCUGUGGGAGAUCGAGGUGGUUCAACACGACCCGUGCCGCGGCGGCGCCGGCCACUGGAACUCGCUGUUUCGUUUCAAGCACCUAGCUACCGGCCACUACCUGGCUGCUGAGUCAUGCGUCAGAGCACAGGAGGCGGCCCCGGUGGCCGGGGAGCCGGCGUACCAGCUGGUGUCGGUGCCGCACUCGUCCGAGAUCGCGACGCUGUUCGAGCUCGACCCCACCACCAUGACGCACUCCGACGCACCGGUUCCACAGAGCAGCUAUGUCAGAUUGCAACACUUAUGCACGCACACAUGGGUACAUUCUACAUCAAUACCCAUAGACAAGGACGAAGAGAAACCUGUCAUGUCUAAGGUGGGCUGUUCAAUAGUGAAGGAAGACAAAGAGGCCUUCGCACUAAUAUCCGUCUCGCCGAGCGAGGUGCGAGACCUAGACUUCGCGAACGAUGCGUGCAAAGUGUUAUCGGUCUUGUCGACUAAGCUGCAUCACGGGAAUAUAGAACAUAAUGAGAGGAAGGCGCUCACAUGCCUCCUCCAGGACAUAGUGUAUUUCAUAGCGGGCUUCGAGAACGAGCCCAACAAGUCGGAGGCACUGGACCUGGUGGUUGAGAACCCCAACCGGGACCGGCAGAAGUUGCUGCGCGAGCAGUACAUACUGCGGCAGUUGUUCAAAAUACUACAGGGUCCAUUCCAAGAGACGUCAGAGGGCGAGCCGUUCUUGAAAAUCGAGGAGCUGUACGACCCUCGAUACGCCCCCUAUAAAUACAUUUUCCGGCUGUGCUACAGAAUACUGCGGCUCAGCCAGCAGGACUAUAGGAAAAAUCAAGAAUACAUAGCGAAGCACUUCGGUUUCAUGCAGAAGCAAAUAGGCUACGACAUUCUGGCAGAGGACACCAUCACAGCUCUCCUGCACAACAACAGGAAGCUGCUCGAGAAACACAUAACCGCGUCUGAGAUAGAAACAUUUGUUGGACUAGUCCGCAAGAAUAUGAAGACGUGGCAGUCCAGGUUUCUAGACUACCUGAGCGAUUUAUGUAUUUCUAACAAGAAGGCCAUUGCGGUCACCCAAGAGUUGAUCUGCAAGAGCGUGCUCUGCGCCAACAAUUCGGACAUACUCAUCGAGACCAGAUUGGUCUCAACGAAAUACGAAAAGGGAAAUACGUUAGAUCCGGAUGGUAAUAAAUAUACAGUAGAAGACGAAGUCAUAUUGCUGUGGAACAAUAAAAAGAAUUCCCGGCUGCUGUCGGAGCUGGCGGCGGAGGCGCGCGCGGACGCUAACUGCGAGUCGGCCGCCAUCCUGGACUACUACCGCCACCAGCUCGACCUGUUCUCCAACAUGUGCCUCAACCGCCAGUACCUAGCGCUCAACAGCCUCUCGCCGCAGCUGCACAUACAUCUUAUACUCAAGUGCAUGUCCCAAGCGGACCUGUCAUACGAAUUACGCGCGUCGUUCUGCCGGCUGAUGCUGCACCUCCACGCUGACCGGGACCCUCAGGAGCCCGUAACGCCAGUCAAGUAUGCGCGCCUCUGGACGGAGGUCGCCGACAACAUCCACAUACAGGAUUACCAAUGCGUGAAAGGUGGUCCGGACGCGAGCCGCGAAAAAGUGAAGGAGCAGUUUGCAUCCACGAUACGUUUCGUGGAGAACUACUUGUGCAACGUGGUGACCCGUACGUGGUAUUUCAGCGACCACGACCAGAACAAGCUCACCUUCGAGGUCGUCAAGUUGGCCAGGGAGCUAAUAUACUUCGGCUUCUAUAGCUUUAGCGAUUUACUCCGUCUAACGAAGACCCUGCUGAGUAUACUGGAUUGUGUCACAGCUAUGGACCUACUCAACGAAACAAACGCCCUUUCCGGGGAGGUUGAAUCUUCUCAAGAAAAGGAAAUGACGAAACCGGAGGGCGGCGUUCUGCGCAGUAUCGGCGAUAUGGGCGCCGUGAUGACCUCCAUAACACUAGGAUCCGUUGCCAGGAAUGUGGGUAGUAACACUAAUACUGCCAGUAGUGGCAUGCAACGCAGCGCGUCGGCACUAGUGCUGGCGCGGGAGCAUCCGCUCGUUAUGGACACCAAGCUUAAAAUCAUAGAAAUUUUACAGUUCAUACUGGACGUUCGAUUGGACUACCGCAUCAGUUGCCUGCUGUCCAUCUUCAAGAAGGAAUUCGAGCAGGCGGGCGACCGAGGUGCCGACAACAUCGCCCGGGCCGACGUCGAGGCGAUCGGUCUCCAAGCGGAGGGCAUAUUCAGCUGCCGAGCGAUACAGACUGUGCCCGACAGCUGUCUCCCAAAAAAUGUAGAUUUAGACGGCCUUGACCUGGACGAGUGCGGCGGUCGGAUGGUGCUGCGGGUGCUGCUGCAGCUGUGCUCGCAGGGCGCGUCCGCGGCGCUCGUGUCCGGGGCGCUGGCUCUGCUGUUCCGACACUUCAGUCAGCGGCAGGAGGUGCUAGCUGCUUUCAAACAGGUACAACUGCUAGUGUCGGAUGCGGACGUGGAGUCAUACAAACAGAUCAAGGCGGAUCUAGACUUACUGCGACAAAGCGUCGAGAAAUCGGAACUUUGGGUCUUCAACAAAGGCAGGGCCGGCCUCCUGGAUGACCACUCCAGUCUAACUGGCACAGUGGGUCCGGGCGGUGCGGUGCUAGAACGCAACGCCUCACUCGACAAUGUUCUAGAGACUUCUAGAACGGCCAGGCACGAUCAUAUGAACGAAUACAGGAAAAUUAAAGAAAUACUUCAACGAAUGAUAAAAUACUGCACGCAAGGCAACAGUGGCGCGGAAGAGUCGACCAGGCCGCGGCGGCACGAGCAGAGACUUCUCAGGAAUAUAGGCGUUCACAAUAUCGUACUGGAUUUGCUGCAGGUGCCUCACGACGAGGACGAUGCGGCGAUGGAUGAGCUGCUGGCGCUCGCGCACGAGUUCCUGCAGCACUUCUGUCACGGCAAUCAGCAGAACCAGGCCAUAUUGCACAAGCAUCUCGACCUCUUCCUCAACGCCGGGAUCCGCGAAGCGCGUACCGUGUGCGCGAUGUUCAGCGACAACGCGGCGCUGUGCGCGCACGAGGGCAACGAGAAGGUGGUCGCGCACUUCGUGCACUGCAUCGAGUCGCGCGGCCGCCGCCCCGCCUACCUGCGCUUCCUGCAGACCAUCGUGCACGCCGACGCGCAGUACAUCCGCCGCAGCCAGGACCUCGUCAUGCAGGAGAUGGUAAACGCCGGUGAAGACGUAUUAAUUUUCUACAACGACAAAGUAUCAUUCAACUACUUUAUUCAAAUGAUGAGACAAUAUAAACAGACCAACGAAAUGCCGGAAGCUUUAACUUACCACAUUCAGCUGGUGAAGUUGCUGACAUGUUGCACGAUGGGCAAGAAUGUGUACACAGAGAUCAAGUGUCACAGUCUACUGCCGCUUGACGACAUCGUCGCCAUGAUCACGCAUCCGGACUGCAUACCAGAGGUGAAAGAAGCGUACGUGGGCUUCCUGAACCACUGCUACAUAGACACGGAGGUGGAGAUGAAGGAGAUCUACUCCAGCAACUACAUGUGGGACCUGUUCGAGCGCUCCUUCCUGCAGGACAUGCAGGCCAUAUUGCAAACAGAUGCCGCUGGGUCUUCCGAAGGUGCAUCAUCAUCAUCAAAAACGCAGCCUCCCGACACCAAGAAAGCAUGGGUGGACUAUGUGACAGACGUCCUUAUGCACACCAUAUGCACGUUCUUCAAUUCACCAUUUAGCGAUCAGAGUACGACUGUACAGACGCGGCAGUCGAUAUUCGUGAAGCUGCUGCAGACCACGUUCAGCAUCUACCAGUGUCCGUGGCUCAGUCCGCCGCAGAAGCUCAACGUCGAGAAGUGCAUACGCACCCUCAGCGAAGUCGGUUAUGGUAAAUCCAUAAGUAUAGCAAUACCUGGAAUGGAGGCCAAGAUACAAACGGUGUUCGAGAAGGCAGCGGCCCUGUCGCGCCAGACCAGCAAGUGGCUGCUGGCGUCCAAAACCUCAAAAUGUAAAAAUGUUGUCCUCCAGUCGAACCUGCAAAACGACAGAUCAGUGAUGGAGGGCCUUCAGGAGAUCGUGUCCCUGCUGGAGGAGCAGCUGCGGCCGCUGCUGCAGGCCGAGCUGUCGCUGCUCGUAGACAUCCUGUACAAGCCGCACCUGCUCUUCACCAGCGCCGGCGAAGUCGCCCAGCCGGACACCAGCGGCAUAUUUAUAUCUAGGCUAAUACGUCAUACAGAGAAGCUUCUAGAAGAGAAAGAGGAGAAGCUGUGCGUCAAAGUGCUGCGUACACUCCGCGAAAUGAUGGCCGUCGACCCCGAGUACGGUGAGAAGGGCAAUCAGCUACGUAACAAAUUGCUCUCUCAAUAUUUCAUCAAUCGCAAGUCGGAGCCGAAGAUCCAACCGCCGCAAGCGUCCGCCGCCGUUACCCACGGACCUGGCGAUACCCAUCUACAUCAGCCGAAGACAGCGAAGGUACUGAUGCGUACCGGCCAGACGCUGGCGCAGGUUCAGGCACACCUGGACAAAGAGGGCGCCUCCGAUCUGGUGGUGGACCUCGUCAUAAAGAGCACCAACCGACCUGCGAUAUUCUUGGAAGCAAUACAACUUGGUAUCGCACUCUUGGAAGGCGGCAAUCCUAUAAUUCAGCAGAGUAUAUUUGCAAAGCUGCAAAACGGAGAGAUAUCACAAGCGUUCCUCAAGGUAUUCUACGAUAAAAUGCGGGAAGCUCAACAAGAGAUAAGAUCUCUAGCUGCGAGCAGCACUGCGGCUGCCGGCACAGACAAGCAGCGAUCCAGUCACUCGGAGAAGCAGAAGCAAACGCCUACCGACGGACGCUCGACACCGGCCCCACUGGUGGUCGGGGAGGAGAUGGACGAGGAGGUGACCACGGCCUGUGGAUCCGCUGUUCAUGCAUACUCAGACAUACACACCAUGUCACACGGUACGACCGUGCUGGAAGAAAUAAUGGCAGAAAAGAAGCGCGAAACUGGCAACUCUGACAUACUGCCCGCUAAGGUGUCAGUGAUGCGGCCCAUACUGCGCUUUCUGCAGUUACUAUGCGAGAACCAUAAUCCGGACUUACAGAACUUACUAAGAAACCAAAACAACAAAUCCAGCUACAAUUUAGUGUCGGAGACGCUCAUGUUCCUCGACUGCAUCUGCGGGUCGACGACGGGCGAGCUGGGCCUCCUCGGCCUCUACAUCAACGAGGGGAAUGUUGCGCUUAUCAACCAGACCCUCGAGACGCUCACGGAGUACUGCCAAGGCCCGUGUCACGAGAACCAAAACUGCAUUGCGACCCACGAGAGCAAUGGUCUCGACAUAAUAACAGCAUUGAUAUUGAACGACAUUAAUCCACUGGGUAAAACACGUAUGGACCUCGUCCUCGAGCUCAAGAACAAUGCGUCGAAGCUGUUGCUCGCGAUCAUGGAGUCGCGGAAUGACUCUGAGAACAACGCUGAGAGGAUACUGUACAAUAUGAAUCCCAAGCAGUUGGUCGAUGUUGCGUGCUCAGCCUUCCAUCAAGAACAGGCCAUGGAUGCGGACUCGGACUCCGAAGACGACGCUCCCGUCCAAGGCGUAUCACCGAAGGAAGUGGGCCACAACAUUUACAUUCUGUGCCACCAGCUGGCGGGGCACAACAAGGAACUGGCUGCGCUGGUUCGUGCUUCGCCUGCCGGACCUAAUGCGACAGCUCUGCAAUAUUACCGUACUCACACGGCACAGAUAGAGAUAGUCAGAACUGAUCGCAGUAUGGAGCAAAUAGUGUUCCCGAUCCCAGAGAUCUGUGAGUACCUGCCUGCCGACAGUAAGCACAGGGUGUUGCAAAGUGCCGAGCGGGAUGACCAGGGCAGCAAGGUUGCCGAUUUCUUUUCUCGAUUAGACAACCUAUUUCACGAGAUGAAGUGGCAGAAAAAACUGCGUGGGCAACCUUUCCUGUUCUGGGUAUCGUCCUACAUGUCGCUGUGGAGUAACAUAUUGUUCAACUUUGCUGUUCUAAUCAACGUUAUUGUCGCAUUCUUUUACCCUUUUCAGGAUGAAAAUCCUAAACUGGGCCAACACCUAUCGUUGGUAGUUUGGUGCGUAUCAGCAGUGGCAGCAGUACUGGUGACGUGGUUGCCGCGUUCGUCAGGCGUUCGCGCACUAAUCGCCAGUGCUAUAGUGCGGCUCAUUUUUUCAGCUGGGCCCGAACCCACACUGUGGUGCCUAGGCAUGCUCACCAUAGUGGUAAAAGGCAUCCAUCUGGUGAGCAUAAUGGGUAACCAAGGCACGUUAUCCAAGUCGACGUGGAACGUACUCACAGACCCCGAAUUACUCUACCAUAGCGUCUACCUCAUAUUCUGCUUCCUCGGUAUAUGCUGUCAUCCAUUCUUCUUUUCGGUUCUGCUCCUCGACAUUGUGUACCGCGAAGAGACUCUAUUGAACGUGAUGCGCUCAGUGACACGCAACGGGCGGUCGAUCCUACUGACGGCCGUACUGGCGCUGGUGCUGGUCUACAUGUUCUCAAUUGUCGGCUACAUGUUCUUCCGUGACCACUUCCUGGUCAGCGUGGACCGACUAGACGAUGACGACGACCCCCGGUUCGAGUGGGACAAGUGCGGCAACGACCCCGCCGCCAAGUACUCUAAGGAGGGCAGCGGCGGGGCCAGCGCGUGCAGCCGGCCGCCGCGCCUCGUGGCCGUGGGCGGCGAGCUGCGCGAGCGCUCGUGCGAUUCGCUCAUCAUGUGCAUCGUAACGACGCUCAAUCAGGGAUUGCGCAACGGCGGAGGCAUCGGCGACAUACUACGCGCGCCCGCUAGCUUCGAGCCGCUAUUCGUCGCACGUGUAGUCUAUGACUUACUAUUCUUCUUCGUGGUGAUCAUUAUCGUAUUGAAUCUCAUCUUCGGUGUGAUCAUUGACACAUUCGCGGAUCUGCGUAGCGAGAAACAGCAGAAAGAACUGAUACUCAAGAAUACUUGUUUUAUAUGUGGUUUGAACAGAUCGGCCUUCGACAACAAGACUGUCUCGUUCGAGGAACACAUAAAGAGCGAACACAAUAUGUGGCAUUACCUUUACUUUAUGGUGCUGGUAAGGGUGAAAGACCCCACGGAGUUCACUGGACCCGAGAGUUACGUACAUUCAAUGAUUAAGAGCAACAACCUGGAGUGGUUCCCGCGGCUGCGCGCGCUGUCGCUGGUGGGCGGCGGCGAGGGCGACGGCGGCGAGCUGGAGCUGCGCGCGCUGCACGCGCAGCUCGAGCGCGCGCACGCCGCCGUGCUCGCGCUCACCGACCUGCUGGCCGACCUGCGCGACCAGAUGACGGAGCAGAGGAAGCAAAAACAACGUAUCGGGUUGUUGAACUCAACCUCAGCGUACCUCCAGAACCUGCAAAUGAACCUUCCACCGUGAACAGCACCCGGACACGUAAGCACACCCUCCAUUGUGACGCCCCAACACGCCCACUGGUGAUGUAUAGACAAGGUAACAAUAACGUAUACGUAACUGUAUUACAACUAAAGGCGUGUCCACAAUGAUUAAAUCUGACUAGGCAUCUAAAUGUAAAAUAUAUCAUGUAUUUUCUUAGCCAAUCAUUGUAAUUUGUUAGUUCACGCCCCUAUAUUUCGUAACGAUUACAUGAUGUUGGAUGUCUACUAUGUUAAAUUUUGUUACUGUGGAUACGCCCUAAUACGUUCCUUUUAAAGUGUCAUAGAUAAUUAAAAAUGUAGUUAGUGAAUCCUAUUUUAACAAUUAGUAUCUUGUCUCUUUUAAAUUAAGAAUUUAAAUUGAAAGAGACAAAACAUAGCAAUAGCUAAAUAAGUAUGUUAACCGGUAUUUAUGUAAUAAAAACCGGUUGGUCAUUAAUUAAAAAAAAAAAUACAUGUUAAAAAUUAUAUAAAUGUUAAUUUAAAUCAAAAUUAUUUUUCUUGUUAUCGUUUGUCUAUCUGUGACAUUGGCGUGUAAAGAUCCAUCCGACAUUUACAUAUCUCAAAAAUCGCACAAUCAAAUUUAUAACUUAUUUACGUUGCCACAGAGUUCAUAAAUGGACUUCGAUUUCCACUGGCACACGGCUAUUGACAUUUGUUUGUUGUCCAAACAAGAACAUUCUAGAAUUCUAGACAUUUUAGAAAGGUAUAUCGUAAUUAAAAAUCAAACUGUAUUGCCAUUUACAGUUUUAUAAUGUACCUACUUCUUAUUUAGCGCUAAUAUACAAUUUUUAAAAAAUAACGAAUUUCAAUCAAUUUAGAUCUACAUGGUGUAUAUUCUCUUUUUUAUACGUAUUAAUAAAAAAAAAACUCUGUUAAUAUCUUUAUCUACAAUAUUAGCAGUUGUAUAUUAAAAUAUACCUUAAUACUUAUACAAUAUGGUACAUAUCUCCAUGAUAUUUGUCGUUAGAUAUCACGUGGUUAGCCAAGGAUUUGAAAUUCAAACAUAGAUCUUUAUAUUAGCGCCCUCUAGGGUUUGACCUUGACAAAUAAAUAUAUAAUGUAGGAUUGUGACUACGAAAUGUAAUAGUAUUAAGAAAAAAUACUAUUGUCCGAUUUACGUUUAACUGUUAUGCAUAGUUGGUCAAUAAACAAAUUGAUAUUUCUAUAUUCGUUUUACAUUAAUAAUGUUGAAACUAUAUAGAAGGAGCGACCCAUUUCCUGGUGUCCGUACUCUGAUUCUUACUUCUAUGGUAACUCUAAUAAUUAACCUCCUAUUUAUAAAAACUAAAACGUCUUACAAACCUAUUUUAACUAUUACAGUGUUUUGUCCCUUUCAUUCAAACUGAGAAUUUAGUACAAAAGAAAGAGACACAAACAGUUUAAUAAUUUUUAAGAAUGAAUGGGGGUUAAAGUUUGUAAAUUUGAACAAAAUGAAAUGUCGCUACUUCGAUUGGGCGACUCUGAACAAAAUGUUUAUUAUAUUUUUAUUUGUAACGGUUAAUUAUUAAGUGAGAAGUUUAUGGGACUCGAUAGUAAAAUCUAUCGAUAGAUAGAUAGAUUGAUAGAUAGAUGAUUUAUUUGCAUUACUUACAGCACACAAUUUACAACAUAGAUACACAAAAAAAAAGCGAGAAAACAUAAAUGAUAAAAAAAAUGAAUAAUUAGCUUUAUAUAUACAAUUGUUCGUUUGUGCGUGUGCCAUAGCAAUAUGGCCACAACUCAGUUUAUUGCUUCGCCCUCAAAAGAGCAAAGCACCAUUAUUGUCCCAUAUAGAAUUCCAUUUAAGAACAAUAUUCCCAGUCUAUUGUCCUCUAUUAAAUAUUCCCUAGAAGUAAAUGGUAGGAAAUAUUUGGAAACCGAUCAAGAAGUUAGCCUGUUUCUUAUCUCGUGUAAAGUUUCUAUCGAAGAUAAAAUGUUAAUGUUACCUCGACUAUAUGACAAUCUUUUUUUUUUCCUAACAAUUAUUAAAAGUAAAAAACAAGUUCAUUUUUUUCUUAAUCAUAUUUAAUUUAUGCUUAGUCAAUUGUAAUCAUUAUUACAUUAUAAUGACUUAUUAACCAAUUAAAUCUAAUUGACAACAACUAUUUGACCUACCUAACAACUAUCUAAUAUAAAAUAAAAACAUCAGCUGAAUGUGGGGGCGUAGUCCAUUUGUUCUGUAGUGUUUGGGUCGUUGGUUUUUUAUUAAAUUUUGUCAUUAUAUAUUUAUCUUUCUUCAUUAAAUAAUAAUCAAAAUAAGGGGAAAUCGAAUGAAUUAUUUUCAUAUAUGUCUCUUGUUUCAUUUCGUACAGGUAAUAAAAGAAUACAAAAAUUAUUUCAUAUACCGAUUUGUAAUAACAAUGUAUCGUAUCACAAUCCAAUUAUCCGCGUGUGCAGAAAAUAUAAUAAUGUAUGCAAGGAGCUUGAUAUUUUCCAACAAUCCUGGAAAUGUUACAUUAAGGCUGCCAAUUUGUUACUUUAAAUUUUUAGCUGUCAUUCUUUUAAUGUAUAUAAUAUCGAAUGUUGUGCAGAGCAGUUGUUGGAGAGCAAAUUUAAUGCUGUUUUAUGUAAUAUUUAUUUUAUAAAUGUAUUAAUUUGUAAUCUGUUGCCUUGCUAAAUAAAUAAAUAAAUAUGAAAUAAAAGUGCAUAGAAAUAACAUUAUCACUUCCAGAGAGACUUCAGGUUACGUAGUGAGUAAACUAACCUUUCACAAUUUAUUAUUCUCUACAAAUCUGUAGUCUAUUUCAUACUGUUAAGGUACAUAUUCAAUUCUCUAAUUCUAUUUUUUUCUUCUGUCGUUUCUAUUAUAUGUUACUUUUUAAAUUAUAUUUUUAAAUGACAACUAACUUCAUAUAAGUAGACAUAUCUACCACACAAUAAUUGUCUAUGAUAAAUUUACUCAACUAAAAGAAGCAAUUGCUGUGUCUUUUAUACAAUUAUAAAAUCAAAUAAUAAAUAAAUAAUAAUAAAAAAAUAAGUAAUAAAAAAGUUACAAAUGGAGCAUGAAAAAAUAUAAAAAUUAUAAAAUUGUACAUAUAUAAUUUUGUUUUGUUAUUAAUAUUAAAACAACAAGAAAAAAUUAAUUAAAUCAUAAAUUUAAAAAAAUUAUAGGGUGGGAUAUAUAUAGUUUUAUGGUAAACAAAGUAUUUAAUUUAAAUUGUUUUUAUAAUAUUGUUUAUUUAAAUGUUUCUGGUGCAGUAAAGAGUUAAAUAAAUAAAUAUUGGUCCCCUAAACUUCUCAACUAAAUACAAUCGUUCAUAGCUCAGUUUCGUUCUCAUGUUUCUAAUUUGACACAAAGUAGGUACGAAUUGUUUUAUUGUAAUUAAAUCUUAAAUAGAUCUGAAUUUUUAUCUAUUGUGAAAUAGUUUAAUUAUGUUGUAAUUUUUAUAACGUUGUUGGGUUUCACGCGGUGACAGUCAGGUAUAAUGCUAGUGUAUAUGCAAAUCUAUUGACACGUUUUGUCUAAAGACGUGUACACAGUGACAAAAUUGAAAAUUACCAAAAUAUGUUUCUUAGCCAAUCAUUAACAGUAAAUCUGUAAGUACGCACCCUUAUAGUGUGGAAUGUUAAAAUACAUCAUUGGUUUUUGUUUUUGUCAUUGUGGAUACAUCUUAAUAGUAUGUUAUUGUUUUGAUAUUUAGUUUCAAUAUUUUAUAUCGCGCGUUUGUUCUAAUACAAUCGCUACUCGUGUAGAAUAUUUAGGUUAAGCUCGUGUAAUUUUUAAACGACGAUUGAAAAGGUUGUUAUAUGAAUGACAAGGAUGGUUGAACUCUAUCUGUAAUUGUUACUUAUAAAAUUUAUUGUCCAAAAAAAACAUAAGCUCUUCGGGUUUAUAAAGGCCAUUUUACACGAUUCAUUUUUUAUACCCAACUGAAUUUAAAAUGCCUCACACACGAAGACUUAAUGUGAAUUCACUAGUGCAUUUUCAUUGGUCGGGUUAUACGAAAUGGAUUAAUUAUGGGUCGUGCGAAGUUGACCUUGUAAUCUUGAUCAGGGACUCUUCCGAAACAUGUGCAUAUAUGUUUAUAUGCAUAUGCGUGCACAUUAACUAUAUCCAUUCAUAUACAGCAAGACGUCUGUGAAUAGAAAAUACCCAUUCAAAGAUCUGAUAUAUUGUAAUAAUAAAAAAUCUCAGUGGGGUGUAUGCAUGUACAAUCAAACCUACACUUUUUUAUUUAACUUCAAAAUAUGAUGGAAUUAUUUAUUAAAAUAUUUAUUAAAUAUAAUACAGCAAUACAAUUUAUUUAUUUGCUUUCAGCAAAAAGAUCGCCUUACUGUACUUAUAUAGCUGUAUCGUUACAUUUAUUGUCUUGCUGAUUCCCUAUAUUGUAUAAUGCAAAUAAACUAUACAAUGUGAUUAAUCAAACAGGAUACUUCAAUAGCUUAUUAAUAAAAAAAAAUAAAAAUCAUGCAUACACCCCUAUUAUCCAAAUAAUAAUCUCACAUACUGUAUGUUAAAUCAUAUAUUUAUGUUAAAAAUCAAUUAAAUUAAUGCAUUUUUUUUUAAAUGGCAAGAAUCCCUUAUUACUAUUGCAUCAUUAGGUAAUUCUGAUGCACUUAAAAAAGGCGAAUUUAUAGUUAAAUUUAUUUUAAAUUAAAAUAUGAUUUUGUACAAAAGUCGAUUGCUUGAGUACCUCUGUCCCAUUCGUGUUUCAACCGUGAAGCAGUUGUGUUCGCAUGGCUGUGUUUCGGUUUGCAGGGUGGGAUAUGGCGUGAAUUUACUGGGUACAGAGGAAUAACACCUGAGUCCUCAGGAAUGGCAACGCAUGGAGGGUAUCAUGGGCGAAACAGUAUACUCUGUUAUGUCCAUGGUACUGCUCAUGUCUAUAGGCGAUGGUUACCACUUUCCAUCAGGUGGGCCGUCAGUUUGUUUGCCAUUCUAAGUUGUAUAUAAAAAAAAGUAUAGUCAAAUGGAAUACUUCAUAGUACAAUAGUGCCAGAAUUACCGUAUCCUAGUGUCAUUCAAUGAAUCAUACAUAUUAUACCAUCCUACCAAUGCAUCAUAUUGACAAUUUUAGGAUCGUAUGCCAAAUAUUAGUAAUUUUUUUUUUAUUUGUUGUUACAUGUUGUUGCACUGUUUGUGUACUUAACGUCUCUCUUCUAUUGUCUCUGGUUUAUUUCCUAUACAAUAUCUUACUUUGUUAAAUGACCAAUUUUAAAUACUUACAUUCCGUUUGGAACUAUAUCGUAUAUUGUGUAAUCAAUUUUUACUUGUUAUAUUUUAGUUGUAUUUUAUAUAACUGUUACAGUUUUGUUAUCUGCUAUUAAUAAACACCGGCUGUGUCUACUUAAUAAUUUCGAAAUUAAUGCUUUUUUUUUUUCAUUUUCAUCGAAUUUCACUUGCCUCUUAUCCAUCAAGACGAUUUUUAGAUAGCAAGUAACUAAAAAUAGAUUAACAGUAAUGUUCCGUAGCUAGUGAUGCGACAAGAGAUGGCGUUAGUGAUGUUUAUAAUUAUUGGUUUUUAUUAUUGAUAUUUACAUACAGAAAUAGAUUUUUUUUAAUGACCGCAUUGUUUUCAUUGAAACAGCGCCAUCUCUUGUCAAUUGUAAGAACCUCCCAAUUUGUAAAAAGAUUAUAAGGACGGUAGGUAUGUAAUUUCUAAAUGAAAGUAGAUAACCAGUUUAUAGCUAUAAAUAUUUCUUCAACGAUAUCGUAAAAACAUAAGGCAUUAUGUUGCGUCGAUGGAAUAGAACAAGUUACUUCCUAUCCAAAUAUUAAUAGACAGUAGCGACAUCUACCUUCUACACUUAUGUAACUUGUGUAAUAUUUCUCUCUUUAGGUACUGACCAAAUUCUAACGUUUGAUAUAUGAUAUAUGUUGUUCUUCUAUUGAAAAUAUAUUUUUUAUUCAACUUUGCAAAGUUUUCUUAUUCUAACAUUUUAAUAGCAAUAUAAUAACAUAUUUAUUGCACGUAUACAUUCCUAGAGUACUUUUAUAUUAUUUAUUGUCCAUUACGGAUCUAUAUUUUUGAAUCUAGACAUUGUAAAAUGCCGAUAUAUUUCCUCUCUUCGUAGUUGAAUUGUAAAGUAGCGGCUAUUACGAAAAUGAUGGUGUUUAUUGUGAUUGACUUGUUCGUUGUGAUGAUUACUAUGCAAUAAUAUGUUUUUGUUUAACUGAAAAAUAUAGAUAUGGCACAAAAUGGUUCA
Molecule: messenger RNA, 14147 nt
Organism: Galleria mellonella (greater wax moth)
Lineage: Eukaryota; Metazoa; Arthropoda; Insecta; Lepidoptera; Pyralidae
Gene: Itpr
Product: inositol 1,4,5-trisphosphate receptor
Exons: 57
Biological process (GO): calcium ion transmembrane transport
Cellular component (GO): endoplasmic reticulum; membrane
Molecular function (GO): inositol 1,4,5-trisphosphate-gated calcium channel activity; inositol 1,4,5 trisphosphate binding
Source: RefSeq, a predicted model, not a curated record